AGCCAAGCCGAGGCGCACUACAAAGGCACUAAACAUGCCAAGAAGCUCAAAGCACAGGAGAACACCAAGAAUAAGCCGCCCAAGAGUUCCCUUCCACCUCCUCCUCUUCCUCCUUCCCUGGACAGUGCAAAGACAAUCACCACCACCACCUCCACCAGCUUGACCAGCACUGUCACGGCCAGCAACUCUGACCAACCAGGUAUGUGGAAACUUUCCAUUCCUCUCCAUGCUCUAGUCUCUGGGCUCCUGAGUGGCGCAGCGGUCUAAGGUACUGCAUCUCAGUGCUUGAGGCGUCACUACAAACCCCCUGGUUCGAUUCCAGGCUGUAUCACAACCGGCUGUGAUUGGGAAUCCCAUAGGGCAGCGCACAAUUCGUCCAGGUUUGGCCGGUGUAGGCCGUCAUUGUAAAUAAGAAUUUGUUCUUAACUGACUUGCCUAGUUAAAUAAAAUUGUGUGUUAUCUUGUGUCAUUACAUGCUUUGUGUGCAUGUGCAUAUGUGCACUGUAUUUGUCUUUGGAAUAAGUGUUUGCCAAGUCUGGGAAAUGCUUUAACCAAUUAAAUGACUAAUUAACAGGUAUUAGUGUGUGACAAGUGCCAUGCAUUUCAACCAGUUUUGCUCACUGGGAUAAAGUAGUGAAACCACAUCCAUUUGAGUUUUUUUCAUAGAAUAAUUCCAAGUUGCUCUGUGGUAGUAACCUAUAGGGGACAGACGAUAAUAUCUAAUGACUAAUGUAUAGAUUAAUAUAGUCAGAAUAGACUACAUGUAUGGUAAGCAUGUGUUACCAACCAAGGCAAAAAAGAAAGCUUAAAAUCUAAAGCAAUGUGUUGUAAAAUGUAAAUUUGCACUAAUUUCUGUUGGAUCUUGAUAUUGUUUUAAAUCACACUGUCUGGCCUCACAUCAGGGGAGUGCCAAUUAGGAGGUAUUUAGUUUUUUAUUAGGAUCCCCAUUAGCUGUUGCCAAGGCAGCAUCUACUCUUCCUGGGGUCCAAACUGCAGGUAAGAGGGUUUCAGAAAAUGCAUCCCAAAUUUGUAUUUUUUUUAUUAUUAUUUUUUAUUUCACCUUUAUUUAACCAGGUAAGCCAGUUGAGAACAAGUUCUCAUUUACAACUGCGACCUGGCCAAGAUAAAGCAAAGCAGUGCGAUAAAAACAACAACACAGAGUUACAUAUGGGGUAAAACAAAACAUAAGGUCAUAAAAUACAACAGAAAAUAUAUAUACAGUGUGUGCAAAUGUAGCAAGUUAUGGAGGUAAGGCAAUAAAUAGGCUAUAGUGCAAAAUAAUUACAAUUAGUAUUAACACUGGAAUGCUAGAUGUGCAAGAGAUUAUGUGCAAAUAGAGAUACUGGGGUGCAAAAGAGCAAAAUAAAUAACAAUAUAGAGAUGAGGUAGUUGGGUGGGCUAAUUUCAGAUGGGCUGUGUACAUGUGCAGUGAUCGGUAAGGUGCUCUGACAACUGAUGCUUAAAGUUAGUGAGGGAGAUAAGAGUCUCCAGCUUCAGAGAUUUUUGCAAUUCGUUCCAGUCAUUGGCAGCAGAGAACUGGAAGGAAUGGCGGCCAAAGGAGGUGUUGGCUUUGGGAAUGACCAGUGAGAUAUACCUGCUGGAGCGCAGACUACGGGUGGGUGCUGCUAUGGUGACCAAUGAGCUAAGAUAAGGCGGGGAUUUGCCUAGCAGUGAUUUAUAGAUGGCCUGGAGCCAGUGGGUUUGACGACGAACAUGUAGUGAGGACCAGCCAACAAGAGCGUACAGGUCACAGUGGUGGGUAGUGUAUGGGGCUUUGGAGACAAAACGGAUGGCACUGUGAUAGACUACAUCCAAUUUGCUGAGUAGAGUGUUGGAGGCUAUUUUGUAAAUGACAUCGCCGAAGUCAAGGAUCGGUAGGAUAGUCAGUUUUACGAGGGCAUGUUUGGCAGCAUGAGUGAAGGAGGCUUUGUUGCGAAAUAGGAAGCCGAUUCUAGAUUUAACUUUGGAUUGGAGAUUCUUAAUGUGAGUCUGGAAGGAGAAUUUACAGUCUAACCAGACACCUAGGUAUUUGUAGUUGUCCACAUACUCACAUAGGUCAGACCCGUCGAGAGUGGUGAUUCUAGUCGGGUCCCAAAUGGAACCCUAUUCCCUAUAUAGUGCACUACUUUUGACCAGGGCCCAUAUGACCCAGUUCAAAAGUAGUGCACUAUAUAGGGGAUAGGGUACCAUUUGGAACACAACCAGAAACUCACUGCUCAGCCCUCUUCAGAGAUUAGGUUGAAGUUCUGUAACGAUCCAGAGCCAGCGAUACUACUCGUUAGUAUUCUGUGUCUUUGUCCCAAAUGGCACCCUAUUCCCUGUAUAGUGCACUACUUAUGACAAGAGCUCUAUGUAGUGCACUAUAUAGGGAAUAGGGUGCCAUGUCACACUGUUAGUUGGAGUCACAGACUGUCUAGCUGGAUGUUUGGGGUGCUUCUCUUCUCUCUGAUGGUCGCUGCCAUCGUGCCAUAUUAGUACAAGCCUCUGUUUCGACCAAGGCUAUGUCCCAAAUGGCACCACUUAUGACCUGGGACCUAUGGGCCUUAGUGUAUCAUUUGGGAUGCAACCCCACUCUCUGUCGGGGGGAUGCUGUUGUUUCUCCUGGCUGGGUUUCUGGCAAACAGAGAGGCUGAAGUCAGAUUCAGUUUAAACAGAAAGAGUUGAAAAACGAAAUCAUUAAAAUUGCUAGCUUCAGCUGUUUACAUAAGAGGCUGUCUUUUAUGUAAUGUCUUGAAACGAACGAACACAGCAUGCUGGAUUAUCAGUGUAAUUGUGAGCUCUGCGAAUCGGCUCUUCAGAGUAGUUCUGUAUUAAAGGUUUGAGUCUGAAUGGCUAAAAUUGUGAAAUUCUGGGAAUGGUCAAACAGGGAUGUUCCUUUAAUGUUUUUGAGUCUAGAUUCAGUUAAAAGUAAACACAUUGAUUCAAAGCACCAGUAUUUGUCAAUAUCUCUUCAAUGUGUAUCCUUCCAUCUCUUAUCUGUGAAUGAAUGGAGGGGGGGGGGUACAUUUUACAUUAGUUAGUUUACAUUGUAUUUUUUUGUCCCACCCUUCAGCUACCCUCAACCCCUCCCAUCUAUCUCUGAAAACCAUCCAGUUUUGAUUUCUACUAGCCAUAUAUUUUUCAACUGUGCUGUGAUGUUUCACAAAAGUUCUGAACCUUUCUAUUCUCAUAGUUUCUACUGAUUGUAAAUUAAAGAUUAACAUUUUUACUAAGAGUAUUAUUGAUCGAUUGACUAUGGCUUUUCAAGUCACCCAGCAGUGCUAUUUGCAGAGUUAGUUUUCGGUAAAUGUGAUUUUUCAGCCAUUCCUGAACCUGUGACCAGAAACAAGCUACAUAUGGGCAGUACCAAAACAAGUGAUCUAAUGAUUCUCUCUUCCCAGCAAAAUCUGCAGAGCUGGAAUGGUUGUAUCCCCCAUAUACAUAACAUUCUAUUAAUCGCAAGAAUGUUGUAUAACAAUUUAAAUUGAAAAACUACGUUUUGAAUCAGGCGUUGUUUUGUGUAUCAGUUCAUAAACCAUGUGCCAUGGAAUGGGCACAUCGGAAAUCUCUUCCCAACUAUUUAGCAACCUGUAUGGCAGAUUUUUCAAAUUUUUUGUCGUUAAAUGGAACUGGUAUACUUUCUUGUUUGUUAUUUUUUACCAAUUUUGGGGACAAGAGUUUGACAACUGGGCUCUGUAACAUUGACAGAGGGCCACAUGGACGCACACACACGUACGCACACAAACUGGUACGCAGGCAUGUACACACAGAAAGAGAGAGAGAUAAAGAUACAGAAAACACCACUGGCCAGUAGCUCAGUCCUGCUCCUGCUACUCAGCUGCUGCUGUGUGAAAAAGAACUCUCCCUCCCCCAGGGAUCAAACUCUUACACAACACACCAAAAUAAAGAUGUUAAGGAAUGUGUCACCAAAAGUUGCAAUAUUGUUAACGCUCCCGGACUAACUGUCAGAUGUUGUGUCUCUCUCUCUUUCCCUCUCCCUCCCUCCUUCCCUCCCUCCCGCCCUCUCUCUUUCUUGAUCUCAGAACAAAUCGCAGUGCCUCCUAGCACGGCAGAUAAAACCUUGGCUUCUCCAAAUGCUUUCGUCCCCAUCAUCUCCAACUCCUCCUCCCUGGCAGCUUUAACAGCCAUGGCCGUCCUCAGUCCCUGUAAUCCCGUCCUGUGUGAUCCCACGCCUGCCAGCCCCCCAUCAGCUACACAAGUACAACUACAGGGGCCUGUUAUGAAGAGCAGUGGCAGCAGCAGCACCAAGCCUGGGCUCACGGGCCUCAACCACUGCUACAGCAACUCAGCCCACGCCAGAGUCGGAGGACGAAAAAGCCAAAAAGCUCCUGUACUGUUCGCUUUGCAAAGUGGCCGUCAACUCUCUGUCGCAGCUGGAGGCCCACAACACAGGUGUGAUCCAGCAUCUGUUUCUGUUUGCUCUGUUGUGUGUGCCACCCUCCUCCGCAAGGCUUUCAGCUUGUUCUUGUUCAGUUUUCCCUUAACUUCUGUUAACACCCAUCUCACAACAAUGUCCACAAAUACCUUCACACUGCAAUCCCCUUUGUUUUUCAUGGGAAAUAUGUCAUAUUUUGGUUGUUAUCUGGACUUUUCUUUGGGUUGUUAAAGGUACAACAAAACGUUUCCAAAACAUCCUUCCAGUAUACAACAUGACAACAACGUCACAAAAGAUUUCAUAUUGACCAUAUUGAAAUCCGAUUUGCCCCCUAGCCAUCAUAAUUGUGUUAAAAGCAGAAGGGCUCAAUAUGUCAGAUGUUUGUUAGCUAACAUUGGCACGUACGGCUGUUAUGUAGUUAUAGUGAGGUCAGUGAGACCUAUGAGAAUUUUGGAUGGGAAAACAAAAUCUGUUCUACUUUUAAUCCAAACAAAUGAAAUGGUGUUCUUUGUAUGUUUUAUUUAUGGUAUUUUCCGUGUGCAAUAUACUUCAUUAUGUUUUUCCCUUUCUUCUGUUCCCUGAAGGUUCUAAACACAAAACUAUGCUUGAGGCGAGGAACGGCGCAGGCCCAAUUAAGGCCUAUCCCAGACCGGGCUCCAAGCUCAAAGUCCAGGCCACCACCGUGCUGAAAGGCUCCGGACUGCAGAACAAGACGUUCCAUUGUGAGAUCUGUGACGUCCAUGUCAACUCAGAAAUACAGCUCAAACAGGUACACCAUAGUGUCUCGUGACAGGCCUUUCCAGCCCUUUGGGUUUUUACCUCUCUUUAAUUUUCUUGUGCACAAAUGAAUAAAUACAUCUUAGCUGAUCAGCAGCCAGCGCGCAUGCAAGAUUUGUGAGAUUUAUUGGUGCCGAGAUUAGGUCAAUCACAAUACAGUAUGGUCAGAGGGGGAAUUGGGGAAAACACAUUCUGGGAACUCACUUAUUUAAAAUCCUAGAAUUCACCUUUAAAACAUUUUUUUUAAAAGUGAAAUUGAUUUCACUUUGGGAACUGAAGUAUGCCGUGCUUGUCUUGUUACAGCUUGAAGGGACCUUACAGGCUUUUUAUAAUUGGCUCACCAAAAGGUGUGUCCCAAAUGGCACCCUAUACCCUUUAUAGUGCACUACUUUUGACCAGGUUCCCAUAGGGAUUCACACACAGUAACGUCACUGAUCUUUUUUGUUGUAUUUUGUCAGCACAUCUCCAGCAGAAGGCACAAGGACAGAGUGGCUGGGAAACCGAUGAAGCCCAAAUACAGCCCUUACAACAAACAGCAACGCAGCUCCACAGUCCUGGCCGUAUGUAUCAUAUAUGUUCCUAAUCAAAGCCCCUCAAGAAAAGUUGAUUCGACUUCAGGGAUUAAUCGUUAAUACAUUUAUUGGCAGUUUCGUUAAAACAGCAUUUAGGAAUAUUGAUGCAUGAGUGGGCUUAAAGACAGGCCUUUAUGCUCAUGGAAAAUAAUGGCUUGUUGUUUGUGUAGCUAAUCAAUACGAAUGAUUUCUUUAUGAAUAGAUUUGAUUUCUCAUUUAACUCCUCUCCUCUCCUCUCCUCUCCUCUCCUCUCCUCUCCUCUCCUCUCCUCUCCUCUCCUCUCCUCUCCUCUCCUCUCCUCUCCUCUCCUCUCCUCUUCUUCAGGCCAAGCUGGCUCUUCAGAAGGACCUGGUGAAGCCUAUCUCCCCUGCCGCAUUCCUCUCCAACCCCUUCUGCCCCACCACUGUCCCCUCCAUCGCCCUGCACCCGCGGCCCAACACUUCCAUCUUUCAGACUGCUGGCCUCCCAGGCUCCAUGAGCUCCAUGGGCUCCUUCCUCCGGGCUGCUCCAGGGCCCAUCCGGCCCACCACCGGCUCUAUACUUUUCGCCCCGUAUUAAUUCCUGGGUCGUGACACCAGGGUCGUGUUCAGUAGGCAGAGAAUGGAAGAAAAUGGCAGAAACUGAGUGAAACGGGGAGAUACUAUCUGAGCUCGUCCACUAAUUAAUGCUUGUUUUUAUCUCCCGUUUUCGCUACGGUGUGCCCUAAUGGACACAACCCUGUAUAUCGGUAUGGAGCCAGGGAGCCAGAAGUAACACAAAGGGGAUACUGACAUGAGUUGACAAACAGGUGACCUCUGACCACGUGGAACAGUGAGUGGAUGACGUCCUACUACAGACAGUACCUCCCCGGUGCACUGAACUGAGAGGACUACUACACUGCGAAGCUUGAACGAACAACAGUGUAUUUAUUUGAUUGAACUUGUUUAACUUUGCCUGUCUGCGUGCGUUGCCCUGAAGCAUGAAGUACAGAGGUACAGUGGGCUCGCUAAGACCACUGAGGGUCUAAGUAUUGGAUUCUUGUGUAAUAAUAAAGAGCAUCAAACUGCUUCCUGAAUGACUUGAAUUACCAUAGUCUUCCUAUUUGAUUAAAUUAAUGGACAGCUACAUGUGUAUGACAGUGUUCAUCAUAACAGCCCCCAGACAGAAGGACAGUCAUACCUGAUUCACACUAUAUGGCCAACCUGAACCGCACUGGGCUGGCUUGCAUAUUUUUUUCUCACAUUGUCCUUUCCAGCACGGU
Molecule: messenger RNA, 6964 nt
Organism: Coregonus sp. 'balchen'
Lineage: Eukaryota; Metazoa; Chordata; Actinopteri; Salmoniformes; Salmonidae
Source: the annotation of a GenBank genome assembly